GCUCGGCCCCCCCCGGGCCCGGCUCCCCCGGGCCCGCGCAUGGAGCACAACGACGGCGAGCCGGCGGCCGCACGGCUCGGCUUGGCCGCGGGGCCCGGGCAGCAGCAGCAGCAGGAGCCGCCGCGAGCGGCCGAGGGGGAGGCGGAGCCCGAGGAGGAGGAGGCGGUGACGGUGAUGGCGGCAGACGCCGAGCACAUCGAGAUGGGAGCGCCGACGAUGCCCAGCGCCGACGAGGCCGCCGCCGCCGCCGCCUUCGCAGAAGUCACCACAGUGACAGUAGCCAACGUGGGGGCCUCUGCAGACAAUGUUUUCACCACGUCUGUGGCCAAUGCAGCUUCAAUUUCAGGACACGUGUUGUCUGGGAGAACAGCCCUCCAGAUUGGGGACAGCCUGAACCCUGAGAAGGCCACUCUGAUCGUGGUGCACACGGACGGGAGCAUCGUGGAAACCACCGGGAUCAAGGGGCCUUCGGCACCUCUCACACCAGGACCCCAGUCUCCUCCUACCCCGUUAACAACUGUCCAAGGGAAAACUGGGACCAAGUACAACUGGGACCCGUCUGUGUAUGAGAACGAGCUCCCGGUGAGGUGCCGGAAUAUCAGUGGCAUUCUGUACAAAAACAGGCUCGGCUCAGGGGGCCGUGGCAGGUGCAUCAAGCAGGGGGACAACUGGUACAGCCCCACCGAGUUCGAGGCCAUGGCGGGCCGAGCCAGCAGCAAGGACUGGAAGAGGAGCAUCCGCUACGCCGGGCGGCCCCUGCAGUGCCUUAUCCAUGAUGGGAUUUUAAAUCCUCACGCUGCCUCCUGUACUUGUGCCGCUUGCUGCGACGACAUGACACUGAGUGGCCCCAUUCGACUCUUUGUGCCGUAUAAAAGGCGGAAAAAGGAAAAUGAAAUGCCUGCAACUCCAGUGAAGAAGAAUUGCUCCAAAAACAUCACUCUGCUUCCUGCCACAGCCGCAACCACGUUCACCGUGACUCCCUCUGGACAGAUCACGACCUCGGGGGCGCUGACCUUCGACCGCGCGUCCACCGUGGAGGCCACGGCCAUCAUCUCGGAGAGCCCGGCCCAGGGGGACGUCUUCACGGGGGCCACAGUUCAGGACACCAACGUCCAGCAGCCUUGCCGGGUGUCCCAUCCAGAGCCUCACUAUCCCAGUUACCAGGACAACUGCCAGAUCUCCCCUUUCCCCGAGGCCGCGCUGCCGACGUCUCACCCCAAAAUCGUGUUAACCUCUCUCCCCGCCCUGGCCGUGCCCCCCACGACCCCCACCAAGGCCAUGUCGCCGUCGGUGGUGAACGGGCUGGAGGUGACGGAGCAGCGGAGCUGGCUCUACCUGGAGGAGAUGGUCAACUCCCUGCUCAGCACCGCCCAGCAGCUGAAGACCCUGAUCGAGCAGGCCAAGCAGGCCAGCUCCUCCUUCCGAGAGGCCGCCGUCACACAGGCCAAGAUCCAGGCGGACGUGGAGAGGAAGGAGCAAUACCAGAGCCAGUUAUUCCAACAAACAGAGGAUGUGGAUGGGAAAACAGAAAUCAUCAUCAAGCAAUCCUGUGUCAACUGCGGGCGGGAGGCCACCAACGAGUGCACGGGGUGCCACAAAGUCAACUACUGCUCCACGUUCUGCCAGCGGAAGGACUGGAAGGACCACCAGCACAUCUGCGGCCAGUCGGCCACGGUGACGGUGCAGGGUGACGAGGUGCACGUCACAGACAGUGUCAUGGAGAAGGUCACCGUGUGAGCAAACUACCUCCGCAGCCGUUCCCGGGCACGCGGGGCCGGCUGGAUCGGGACCCGGCGGAACGGUCUGUCCUGUGCCAACGGCACUGUUCUCUCUAGCAGAAUCAUUUUUGAUUGGCUUUUUGAUACUGUGACAGCGUUUGUCUACUCCCGAGCCCCUUUCAUAACUUUGGAUAAUACAGAGACUGUGAAAACCUCAUCUGGAACGCCCCCCCAUACGCACACUGGGAUCCCCCUUUGCCUUUGGGAGGCUUUGCCUUUGCCUGACUGGAUCCUCCACCAUGUGGAUUACAGCAAUCUCCUCAUCUCUCUUGAGAUUAAUCUAAAGCAGGUGCUGCAAGGAGAUGUGCCAGUAUUUCCUCCUCCCGGGGCCUCCCUACCUCUUGUUUGAGAAGAGAAAUGAACCUUUGGCUUAUUUAAUUGCCUUGACAGAGUCGGUACAAGUUCUUAGUUUGGCUUUGGAAGGAUUUUUGUUUUUCCUGUGUUCCCUCUGUGCUAGGCAAAUUUGGAACACGUUGGAGCUUCUGCAUUUAAAUACCAUUGAAAAACAACACAUUGUUCAAUAAAAUGCGGUGAAAGCAC
Chiroxiphia lanceolata (lance-tailed manakin) is the source of this 2318-nucleotide messenger RNA. RefSeq names its product DEAF1 transcription factor (gene DEAF1). Gene Ontology annotation, cellular component: nucleus. Bases 40 to 1737 code for a protein of 565 amino acids. NCBI's taxonomy places the organism in Eukaryota, Metazoa, Chordata, Aves, Passeriformes, Pipridae. Gene Ontology annotation, biological process: positive regulation of transcription by RNA polymerase II. The record is from RefSeq and is a predicted model, not a curated record. Gene Ontology annotation, molecular function: RNA polymerase II cis-regulatory region sequence-specific DNA binding; DNA-binding transcription activator activity, RNA polymerase II-specific. The transcript has 13 exons.